Sinocyclocheilus rhinocerous is the source of this 449-nucleotide messenger RNA. RefSeq names its product venom prothrombin activator vestarin-D1-like. The annotation marks the transcript as partial. Lineage: Eukaryota; Metazoa; Chordata; Actinopteri; Cypriniformes; Cyprinidae. The transcript is spliced from 2 exons. Gene Ontology annotation, molecular function: serine-type endopeptidase activity. Gene Ontology annotation, biological process: proteolysis. The record is from RefSeq and is a predicted model, not a curated record.
UGCUGCGACAUGGAUCAGUUGGUUUCUGCAGUGGGGUGAUCUUCAAAGAGAACAUGGUUCUCACCACGGCCCAGUGCGCUAGGAAGUACAUCGGCUUUCAGGUGGCGGUGGGUAAAAGGGUGACCUCAUUCGAAGCAGGAGAGCAGACGCUUCAGGUAAAGCAGGUGCACAUCCACCCGCUCUAUGUUGAGGGCAAACCUGACCAUGACAUGGCUGUAGUAGAGCUGACGCAGAAGAUCGUCUUCAAGAAGAGCGUGCUUCCAGCCUGUCUGCCUGAGAGAGACUUCGCUGACAGUGUGCUCAUGGCGGGCGACUACAUGGGUGUCGUCACCGGCUGGAAGGAAGUUUCCGGUGCAACGGAUCUUGAAGGGAACCUCAUGUUAAACCACCUGUCCUAUGACAAACUGCUGGUUUGCUCGCAGCGCCACUCUGGUCAGGUUGGUGGACGU